This is a messenger RNA of Adineta steineri, 729 nucleotides long. The record is from the annotation of a GenBank genome assembly. NCBI's taxonomy places the organism in Eukaryota, Metazoa, Rotifera, Eurotatoria, Adinetida, Adinetidae.
AUGCUUUCACGCAAACGUAUCAUAGCAGGAACAAAUGUACAUAAAGAACCGGAAUUUACAACUUCAGAACGAACAGAAGCUGUUGCUUCAUUUGUUCAACAAAGAAUUUGGCUUCAUGAACAACUUUAUUUUCAUUCUUCAGACCUGCCUGUUUACAAUAUUUUGGUACCAUUGAUAAUCAAGCAAGAUUCAUUAUCAAUCAAACGUAUUCGUUCAAUUUUACUCACAUUAAUAGAACAAAAUAGUGUUCUUCGUACUGCUGUUCGUUUUAAUCCACAAAGUAAUCAAAUCGAACAAUAUAUUCAGACUGCUACCGAUGAAAUUUAUUCAUUUCAACAUUCACGUGGUAUUAAUGCAUCAGAAGAGCUUGACCGAUUACUUACCAAGGAAUCGAUAGGAAAAUUUUUCGAUUUUGAAAAAGGCAAAGUGUUAAGAUGUCAUAUAGUGCAGCGACAAGAUGAUAAUAAUAAUGCUGAUGGUUUAUUAUAUGAAAAUGAUAUAAUUGCUCUCAGUUUUCAUCAUAUUGCAUUUAACAAUAGUUCACUCAUGGUAUUUAUAAAAGCAUUUAAACAAAUAGAGUUGACUAAUGAGCACCAACCAAUAUUAUCAGUUCCACAAUAUAUUGAUUUUGCAUUAUAUGAACAAGCAUUGUUAGCUGAUACAAAUAUAGAUUCAAAAAUGAACAAAGCACGUCGAUUUUGGUCUAAUCUUAUGAAUGGUUAUGAUUAG